Molecule: messenger RNA, 1197 nt
Organism: Trichosurus vulpecula (common brushtail)
Lineage: Eukaryota; Metazoa; Chordata; Mammalia; Diprotodontia; Phalangeridae
Gene: WNT2B
Product: Wnt family member 2B
Exons: 5
Coding region: 1-1197 (398 amino acids)
Biological process (GO): neuron differentiation; cell fate commitment; canonical Wnt signaling pathway
Cellular component (GO): extracellular region
Molecular function (GO): frizzled binding; cytokine activity
Source: RefSeq, a predicted model, not a curated record
AUGCUGAGCCAGGGCAGAACGGAGGAAGCCCCCCAGUCCCUCCGUAGGCGAGCCCGGCUCCCGGUUCCCGCCUUGGCCCCGGCGCAUAGAUACCCUGCCCGGGCAGUGGCACCCGACGGCCCCGGAGUCCCUGCCCGCCUUGGCCUCGCCUGUCUGUUGCUGCUGUUGCUUACGCUGCCGCCCCGCAUAGAUGCGUCCUGGUGGUAUAUCGGGGCACUGGGGGCCCGGGUGAUCUGUGACAACAUCCCCGGGCUGGUGAGCCGGCAGCGCCAGUUGUGCCAGCGAUAUCCUGACAUCAUGCGCUCCCUGGGUGAGGGGGCCCGGGAUUGGAUCCGUGAGUGCCAGCACCAGUUCCGUCAUCACCGCUGGAACUGCACAACUCUGGACCGCGACCACACCGUCUUUGGCCGGGUUAUGCUCAGAAGCAGCCGGGAGGCGGCUUUCGUGUAUGCCAUCUCAUCAGCAGGUGUGGUCCACGCCAUCACUCGGGCCUGCAGCCAGGGGGAGCUCAGUGUGUGCAGCUGUGACCCUUACACACGCGGUCGGGACCGAGACCAGCGUGGAGACUUUGACUGGGGUGGCUGCAGUGACAACAUCCACUAUGGGGUCCGCUUUGCCAAGGCCUUUGUGGAUGCUAAAGAGAAGAGGCUCAAGGAUGCCCGGGCCCUCAUGAACUUGCACAACAAUCGCUGUGGCCGCACGGCUGUACGUCGAUUCCUAAAGCUGGAAUGUAAGUGCCAUGGAGUUAGUGGCUCCUGUACCCUUCGCACCUGCUGGCAUGCACUCUCUGACUUCCGCCGGACUGGUGACUACCUGCGGAGGCGCUAUGAUGGGGCUGUGCAGGUGACCGCCACUCAGGAUGGUGCCAACUUUACUGCUGCCCGUCAGGGCUAUCGCCAUGCCACUCGGGCCGACCUUGUCUAUUUUGACAACUCCCCAGACUACUGUGUUCUGGACAAGGCUGCUGGGUCCCUGGGCACCGCAGGACGUGUAUGCAGCAAGACGUCUCGAGGGACAGAUGGAUGUGAAGUUAUGUGCUGUGGCCGUGGUUAUGACACAACCCGAGUCACACGUGUCACCCAGUGUGAGUGCAAAUUCCACUGGUGCUGUGCGGUGCGCUGUAAGGAAUGCCGGGACACUGUGGACGUCCACACCUGCAAGGCCCCCAAGAAGGCAGAGUGGCUGGACCAGACCUGA